This is a messenger RNA of Carica papaya (papaya), 633 nucleotides long. Lineage: Eukaryota; Viridiplantae; Streptophyta; Magnoliopsida; Brassicales; Caricaceae. The record is from RefSeq and is a predicted model, not a curated record.
AUGGUCAUCAUAUCACUGUAUGUUGAUGAUAUUCUCAUCACUGAAAAUGAUGAACAAAGAAUGGAGAAACUCAGAACACAAUUAGAGCAGGAAUUGAGAUGUCAAAUCUUGGGAGAGCGACUAUUUCUUGGAAUGGAGAUCGCGCAAUCUGAGAAAGAGAUCUUCAUAUCACAAAAGAAGUAUGCGAGGGAAUUGCUCAAAAAAUUCAAGCUUGAAAAUUGCAAAGUCGUUUCUACCCCUCUCAUACUACAUAUUGAACCGUCAAAAGCUAAAGAAGAAGAAAUGGUGUAUGAGAAAGAGUUCAGGAGUAUAAUUGGCAGCUUACUCUACCUAACUGCCACUCGACUAGAUCUAACUUAUGCAAUCAGCCUGUUAUCUCGGUUUAUGAAUUCAGCAAGACAAUCAUACAUGGAAAUAGUUAAACAUAUCCUAAGAUAUGUAAGAGGAACCACUGAUCUAGGAAUCCAUUUUCAAGCUCACACAGAAGGAGAACUUCUAGGAUAUACGGACAGUGAUUGGGUAGGAAGUGUGGAGGAUGCUAAAAGCACAUCGGGGUAUGUUUUUUCACUUGGUUCUGAUGCAUUUUCAUGGUCGUCAAAGAAGCAAGAAAUUAUUGCACAAUCAUCUACAUAA